AUGGCCGCCCUUCGCACUUCCUCCCGCCUGCUGGCCUCUUCGCGCCCGCUGUUCAAGCCCGCCAUGUUCGCGAGAUCGUAUGCCACUGUCGACCCGAUCUCCAAGGCCGCUGAGGCCUCUUCCAGCAGCAGCUCGUUUGUGCCCGAGUCCAAGACGUCGACUGUCCAGGACCCCAACCCAUCCGAGACCGCGCGCACCAAGACCUUCCAUGUCUACCGAUGGGACCCCGACCAACCCACCUCGAAGCCUCGCAUGCAGUCGUACACGCUGGACCUGAACAAGACCGGUCCCAUGAUGCUCGACGCUUUGAUCCGUAUUAAAAAUGAAGUCGACCCCACGCUUACCUUCCGACGAAGCUGCCGUGAGGGUAUCUGCGGUAGCUGUGCGAUGAACAUCGACGGUGUCAACACGUUGGCUUGUUUGUGCCGCAUUCCCACCGACACCGCCAAAGAAUCCCGCAUCUACCCCCUGCCGCACACCUACGUGGUCAAGGACCUGGUUCCUGACCUGACUCAGUUCUACAAGCAAUACAAAUCGAUCAAGCCAUACCUCCAACGGGAUACCCCGACCGAAGACGGCCUUGAGAACCGGCAAUCACCCGAGGAACGCCGCAAGCUCGACGGUCUAUACGAGUGCAUUCUGUGCGCGUGCUGCUCGACCUCGUGCCCUUCGUACUGGUGGAACAGCGAGGAAUACCUCGGUCCGGCUAUCCUGCUGCAGUCGUACCGCUGGCUGGCCGACUCGCGCGACGAGAAGACGGAGCAGCGCAAGGAGGCGCUUAACAACAGCAUGAGCGUGUACCGAUGCCACACGAUUCUCAACUGCUCGCGGACGUGCCCGAAGGGACUGAAUCCCGGCAAGGCUAUUGCUGAGAUUAAGAAGAUGAUGGCGUUUUAG
Messenger RNA from Talaromyces rugulosus, 897 nucleotides. RefSeq lists its product as uncharacterized. Gene Ontology annotation, cellular component: mitochondrial membrane. The transcript has 3 exons. Gene Ontology annotation, biological process: aerobic respiration; tricarboxylic acid cycle; respiratory electron transport chain. The record is from RefSeq and is a predicted model, not a curated record. Gene Ontology annotation, molecular function: electron transfer activity; 2 iron, 2 sulfur cluster binding. NCBI's taxonomy places the organism in Eukaryota, Fungi, Ascomycota, Eurotiomycetes, Eurotiales, Trichocomaceae. The coding region runs from base 1 to 897 and encodes 298 amino acids.